GCUGCGGCCACCACAAUCCCGACGGCAUCGACUUCCGCUUACCCCCCACCCGCGACACCCAAGCCCAUUACGGAGAAUUCCCCUGGAUGGUGGCGGUCCUCCGCGAAACCACCGACGACAACCCCCAGAAAUCUCACGUGUACCAGUGCGGGGGCAGCCUCAUUACCGCCUCCGUCGUACUAACCGCCGCCCACUGCGUCACCAACAAGAACCACUUCAAAAUCCGCGCCGGGGAAUGGGACACCCAGACCAACAAAGAACUGUACCCGUACCAGGAGCGCGAAGUGGAAACCAUCAUAGUGCACCCCCAGUACUACCCCAAGACACUACACAACGAUAUAGCGUUACUCUUCUUGAAAACCCCGGUGGAAAUCGCUGAGAACGUAAACGUGGUUUGCUUACCACCUCAAGGUGGUACCGUGGAUCACGCCAGGUGUUAUUCCAGUGGAUGGGGGAAGGACGUGUUUGAUAAGGACGAUCGCUACCAGGUGAUCCUGCACAAGAUCGACCUUCCGGUGGUACCACGAGACACGUGCCAGGAAAGCUUGAGGAAGACGAGACUAGGGAAAGACUUUGAUCUUCACGAGAGCUUUAUUUGUGCAGGGGAGGCAGACAAAGACACGUGCAGAGGUGAUGGUGGAGGUCCUUUAGCUUGCCCGAUUCCAGGACAAAAGAAUCGGUACCAGCAAUCCGGGAUUUUGGCAUGGGGCAUCGGCUGUGUCGACACUCCUCAUGUCUUUGUCAACGUAGCCCUCUUCAGAAACUGGAUUGACGAACAAAUCAAGACCAAGGGUAUAGAAACCCGAUCUUACGAAUACUAAAACCAGUUUUAUUUUAUAACCCAAAUCUUCAAUAAAUAAAAACAAUUAACUACUCCUAUAAUAAAAUAUUUGUUUUAAUUUCGUUG
This is a messenger RNA of Zophobas morio, 907 nucleotides long. RefSeq names its product phenoloxidase-activating factor 2-like. The transcript has a single exon. Gene Ontology annotation, molecular function: serine-type endopeptidase activity. The record is from RefSeq and is a predicted model, not a curated record. Bases 87 to 821 code for a protein of 244 amino acids. Gene Ontology annotation, biological process: proteolysis. NCBI's taxonomy places the organism in Eukaryota, Metazoa, Arthropoda, Insecta, Coleoptera, Tenebrionidae.